This is a messenger RNA of Symbiodinium natans, 542 nucleotides long. NCBI's taxonomy places the organism in Eukaryota, Dinophyceae, Suessiales, Symbiodiniaceae. The record is from the annotation of a GenBank genome assembly.
GUGCUGGCAAGCCUGCACGCCCCGCGCCGAAGCGGCGGAGAGCCGAGAAAGAGAAGAAGGCUUCUGGCCCAAGGCCGCAGGCCGCCAAGGCCAAGAAGUGCGCCAAGGCGGCGCCCAAGCGACGGCCGAAGCCUGGGCCAGAGCCCAGGCGCAAGGCGGAGCCCCGGUGUGAGGCAAGACCUGGCAAGGCCCUGGUGGCCGUGGCUCUGCCACCGGCCUCGACAUCUGCGAGCCGCAGGAAGCAUCUGCUUGAGCGCGCCCACCGUCUUCUCGGACUUCUCUCGCGAGAGCAGCGGCAGCGCGUGAUUCGCGAGGAGCUCUCGCAGAAGCAGCGCUUGCUGCUGGAAGAGUGGAUCGUGCAGCAGCCACGCAGCGAACUGCCGCACCCCUUGCCGCCGAAGCGCCGGCGCCGGCCUGCAAGAAGGCGGAGGAGUCCCCCGAAGCCGGUGGUGCCAGUGGAGAUUGAGGCCUGCAGCUCCUCCAGUUCCGCGAGCUGUGAAAGCUGUUCCGAUGAAGAUGGCCCCUGCCUAGCCAUCGAGGAU